AUGCCCGUCAAGCCCUGGGAGAACCCGCUGAGAAGAACGCAGCAGACUGUCGACGACGACGACAACAAGUUGCUGACGUCGGAGACCGUCGGGUCCGUCCCGUCUGCAGGUGCUGCCGCGUCUGUGUCCGUGUCGUCUCCUGCUGCGCCGUUCGGACCGCCUGCAGCCUCAGCGCUUGGGCCCACGUCUCCCUAUGGAGGCGCGUUAGGGUACGCACCGACGGGGUACGGAACGGGACUGGGCUCGAUGUAUGGGACGGGGUAUAGCAACGCGGGGUACGGCGGAGGCAUGCAGGGCAGUGGUCUGGUCGGAGGCGGCGGUUAUGGAGGGUACGGCGGCAUGUCCCGAAUGGGGUACGGCGGCUCCCUUGGCGGCAGUCACAUGGACCCGAUGAACGGAGGAGGAAGAGAUGGUGGACUAGGCUGGCUCUCGAGCUUCCACCAGAUCGUGAGCUCUGUCGGUCAGAUAUCGGAACUGCUGGGGAUGAACGCAGAGGCGCUCAACUUUUGUAUCGGGAGUUCUGUGCACUUUCUGGAACGCAUUGGCGCCAUGUGCGCGGGUGUGGCUGCCCUGCUGGCUCCACGGCCAGUGUUUCCACCUGGUCACCCGCGACAUGGCGAGCCGCCCGUGACGGAAGAGGAGGAGCAAAGUCGUCGACGUCGAGUGCGUAUCUUCCAGUUCAUUCUGAGCAUGGCGACACUCGCAGUGCUGUACAAGGGACUGCGGUGGCUGCGUGCCAGGACGUCGCUCCAGAAGCUGCUGGUCGCGCCGCCGUCCAGUAGCGUCCAUCGAGACCUCGAGCACAUUUUCGAGCAUACGGUGGGCGUCCGGCACUUGUAA
Hyaloperonospora brassicae is the source of this 840-nucleotide messenger RNA. The record is from the annotation of a GenBank genome assembly. NCBI's taxonomy places the organism in Eukaryota, Oomycota, Peronosporomycetes, Peronosporales, Peronosporaceae.